Molecule: messenger RNA, 1699 nt
Organism: Colias croceus (clouded yellow)
Lineage: Eukaryota; Metazoa; Arthropoda; Insecta; Lepidoptera; Pieridae
Gene: BCL7-like
Product: B-cell CLL/lymphoma 7 protein family member A
Exons: 3
Coding region: 309-710 (133 amino acids)
Source: RefSeq, a predicted model, not a curated record
CAAUGAACUGAAAAUAGUUUAUUUUACCUACCCUUUCUAUAACUAAUAAAAUCGAUCGUGUAGCAAUUUAAUAAAUAAAUCGUGUUAGAAAAUAGAAAUAUUUUGUUUUUGGUCGCGUCGGGUUGACAUAUUUUGUAAAAAUUAAAAUGUGAAUGUCAAUUCAAUAAAUGGCGGAUUUAGGCAAAUGUGAAUGUGUUGAACCGCGUAUGUUAUCAUAAUUAAAUUAAAGUUCCAAAAGUGAAUUAAAAUAUAGGUAUCUAAUUUAUUGUAGCGGUUUAUAAAUUCCACGACAUCCUUAAAUUUCCAAAAUGUCUCGAUCAGCGCGUGCGGACACAAGAAACAGAGUCAAAGAUGAUAUCAAAAGAGUCAUGCAAGCUGUUGAAAAAGUUCGCCAUUGGGAGAAAAAAUGGGUGACGAUUGGUGAAACCACCAUGAAGAUAUAUAAAUGGGUGCCGAUAUCGACGAAUGAACAGAAGAAAAAGCAUGCCGCUAAACGGGAAAAUAAAGAAAACACUUUGACUCCAAAAAAGAUGCACGAUUCCUCGAACUCAAACUUCGGAAUGGCUGAAGAUUCCAAUACAUGUUUCUCCACUGUGAGUGACUCCCAAGGGCCAACAGAUUUCGCAUCAUCCCACAUGAACUUUUCCGAGGACUCCAAUUCGCAGAGUAGUGGGACGACAACACCAGCGAAACGGUUAAAAACGGACUGAAGGAAUAAGACAGACUGUUCAGAUUCAGUGAUAAUUUAUUUUGAAGUGAUUCAAGUGAGUGGAUGUUAUGUUACUAUAAAGUACAAUGUUUAUUAUUUAAGAUAUUUCAAAUAAGUUGGCGUAUUUUAUGAUUAUAACAACGCAACCAGCGUAAAUAUUGUGAAGGUGUAGUGUUCUCUUGUAUUUGAUUUCUUGAGUUUAAUGUCUCCUCUACACUACUCGCGAAGUUGAACGAGGUUAGACGAAUAGAAUAAUGUAGAGAGGCAGUUCGGCUUACUUCGUCCAACUUUACCUCGCCUCGGCCGAUUUCCGUUUGUUGUUGGUUUUUGCGCCCCAUAGUCAAAUGGCACGAAGUUACCCAAAGUGCGUUCGGAAUAUGAUAGAAUGCGCUCCUCACGAAGUUAAACGAGUGUGUAGUGUAGCACCGCGGACUUCAGUCAACUUCGGCCGAGUACUUCGCCGAGGAACUUCGCCGAGGAACUUCGCGAGUAGUGUAGAGGAGGCAUUAGAAAUGAAUUAUUGAUUUGGAUAUGAUUCAUAAUAUUGACCCAAUACUGUGAUUCUGACUGAUAACAUUCUGUAAAAUAUCUAAAAUUGCAGUAGUAAAUAGUAAUAUAAUAUGACAUAAAUUUCAUUUUAAUUCAAUUUAAAAUUCAAUAUAUUAAGUCUACAAAUUGUGCAAUGAUGAAUUUGCUGUAUAUUAUAUAUUCUAAUGUAAUUUAUGAUAAAAUGAGUUUUCAAGUAAUGUUUGGAUGCAUAAUCUAAGUAGGUAGUCCAUGUUUUCAAAACGUUAUAGUGGACGUCCAAUGAAUUAUGCCAAAAUGUCACACAUUUUAUUAUUAUUUUACACAAUUAUAAUUCAGUGUAUUUAUUUUACAAUAUUUGACUAUAUUUUGCCAAUAAUUUUAUUGCACACUGUGUGACUAAGAAAUGGUUGCAUUUACACUGCCAGAGUAAAUAAAUACACACAAGUAGGCAUAGGUGAAGAU